Spea bombifrons (plains spadefoot toad) is the source of this 1993-nucleotide messenger RNA. RefSeq names its product YJU2 splicing factor homolog B (gene YJU2B). Gene Ontology annotation, biological process: mRNA splicing, via spliceosome. Gene Ontology annotation, cellular component: post-mRNA release spliceosomal complex; U2-type spliceosomal complex. The record is from RefSeq and is a predicted model, not a curated record. NCBI's taxonomy places the organism in Eukaryota, Metazoa, Chordata, Amphibia, Anura, Pelobatidae. The transcript is spliced from 9 exons. Bases 203 to 1363 code for a protein of 386 amino acids.
AGGUAGCUAAUGUAGCAAUGUGGGGAGAGGAAGGAGAUUACGAGGGGUCUUAGUAAAAUUAGAGCAGGAGGGGAAGUGGGGUUCAGAGAAAGAGGGGGUGCUGGUCACAUAGGACCCUUUAAAAUAAGCGAGUCGCACAUUUAAUACGUUUCUCUCCCUGAACAGACGGUGUUCCUAGUGGGGUCAGGACACAUUUCUUGGGAUGGGGGAAAGAAAAGGGACCAACAAGUACUACCCUCCGGACUUUGAUCCUGCCAAGCAUGGAUCACUCAAUCGAUACAGAAACAGCCACCCCUUGCGGGAAAGGGCUAGGAAGUUAUCGCAAGGCAUCCUUAUUAUCAGAUUUGAGAUGCCCUACAACAUAUGGUGCGAUGGCUGCAAGAAUCACAUAGGAAUGGGUGUGCGAUAUAAUGCCGAGAAAAAAAAAAUGGGGAAUUACUAUACGACUCCCAUAUACAGGUUUAGAAUGAAGUGUCAUCUCUGUGUUAAUUACAUUGAAAUGCAAACAGAUCCAGCAAAUUGUGACUAUGUCAUCGUCAGUGGAGCACAACGUAAAGAGGAACGCUGGGACAUGAGUGAAAAUGAACAGAUACUUACAACAGAGCAUGAGCAGAAACAGAAACUGGAGACUGAUUCUAUGUUCCGUCUGGAACAUGGAGUGGCUGACAAAGAGAAGCUGCAGAAGGCUGUUCCUUCACUGUCUGAGCUGCAGGAAGUGCAAAGUACAUGGAAAGAUGACUUUGCCAUCAACAGCCUAUUGCGAAGCAAGUUCAGGGAGGAGAAGAAGUUGAUAAAGGAGGAGGAGGAACGAGAUCAAGCUUUGCUCAAGAGAGCUUCGUUAGACUUGAAGCUUCUCCCUGAGACAGAAGAGGACAAGAAACUUGCAGCUCUCCUCAGAUACCGGAGCGUGGAGUCAUAUGAUCAAAGACAGAAAAAAAAACGUUCGGAGAUAUGCAACCGCUCCUGGUUUUCCCAAGGUGCAGACGGCAAGCAACAAACAGCAGGAAGUACCUUGAAAAAAUUAGGAAUCCACCCCAAAUCUCCAUCAACCCCACUAACUCCUGGAACAGCAGCUCUUGCGCAUGGGCUUGUGCGGCGUGUUAUAAAAAGGGAUAAGGGUUCACAAUCUGAAGGGGGGUGUACGACAGAAGCAGCUGAGGGAGACCAUAGUGGAGAAUUGCCAAUGUGUAAAAACGAUCUGGGGCAGAGGGGCCAACCUCAUUCAGAGGAAGGACACAGUUCAACACAGGUUUUUGGGGCAACAACCACCCCUCCUGAUACAGAAAACCCUUCCGCAGUCCCGUCUUCCAUCUCGUGUCUUGUACCUGCGUAUUCUGAUUCCAGCUCUGGACCAGAGGACUAGUACUGCUGCACAGGAGGAUGUAGAAAAAAAAAAGACAAUGCCACCAGAAUAUGAUAUUUAUGUAAAUGUUAAGAAGCAGAAACAAGAAAUAAAUCUAAGUUUAUGAAGGUGGGGGUGUUUUUGGGCCAUGCUUUGGCAGUACACAACAGUACUCGUUCUGCGCAUGCGCAGACGGUUUUGUCCGUUCUGGGGAACUGUAAGCUGUUUCUGCGGAGUCGGUGGUGAGCUGAGUCCAAGCCUUGCUGGUUUUGGAGUUAGCGUUGAGCUACUUUUCAAAUACUCAUUGAUUGUUACCCCUUAAAGUAUUAAAACUGAAAAGGAGUGAGGACGGGAAUGGAAGCUGCCAUCGAAGCGGUUGGGUGGGAUCUCAAUUUAUGGGCCUGCGAGUGGUUGGAACGGAACGCUUUAAGCAUUACCCCCCCGUGAUGUGGCCCACGUUGCAGCCACUAACUUGCAUAUAGUUAAAGCCAUAGCUUGCUUUUUACAGCUGGGUCAAGUAAGUAUUUAAAGAUAGAGCCUCUAACAUGCGCCCUGAGUGAGGGGUAAUACUGUGUCGUUAUGGUAACGGGAGUACUUUGGUUUUACCGACUUAAUGAUCUUACCAUAAUAAAUGCUUACAUGUCAAAUUUU